CGUGUACGUUCUUUAUGUGACAGUCAUUUUUACAAACAAUUAGAACGCAAGAAGAACGCCUAACGCGUUGCUUUAUUCGGUACUUUAAAUCCUAAAAGAACUACGAAACUUCACCCGUCGCUAUUCCCAUCCCGCUACCUCUCCGGCCUCCCAAUUUUUCACGCCGAUCUCUCGUCGCAGAGGGAGAGAGAGAGGUGGGAAAUCGGCCAUGGCCUCCAAUAUCUCCCAAUUGGUUGCCAGGUAUCUUAAUGCUUGUAGGAAGCAGGAGGUUCUACCUAAUUCUUCUGUUUUAUCAAGUUUCUUGAAAGUUAAGCAUCAGAAGUCGCAUGCAGAACAAUGCUGUUUGAAUAUCAUCAUAGACCAGUUAAAGAGUUCUGAUUUUCCUCCUCUUAUAGAUCUUUUAUCUAUGUCCAGUUUAUCUGAAAUUGAUGCAGUUGAUGUAUGUCAGAACUCAUCUUAUAUCUUGUUAGAUGGAGAAUAUGUUUUGUCUUUGCUUCGUGCAGUCAACCAGAAGCUUCGGAUGAUUGAUCUUGUUGAUUCGUCAUCCUGGAAAGAUGUUUUGGAUGAUAUUUGCCAAAAAGGGAUAGCAUGCCGGAUUUUAAUCUUGCGCUUCUCUCCCAUUCGGAAGCUCAAUAUGACUGGGAAAUUCAUGCAGCUGCAUACGCUUAGACUGGAUUUCAGUGUUCAUCUGACCAGUUUCCACACAAGUUGCUUUAGUUGCAUGCCAAAGCUAAUGCGGCUCUCUAUGUGUGACACAAGAGUUACCAAUCUUUGGAUGACAAGUGCUGCACUAUCAAAACUACAUUCCCUGGAGGAACUCCGUUUUCAGAGUUGUUUGUGUUGCUAUGAUACUGGGCCAUGUUCUGGCAAGGGAGUGAUUUCUUCUGCUUAUGAGAAAAUCCGAUCUUCUUCGCAUCAUUGUUACUCUUACCCUGAAUCACUCUCUGGGACCAAUGAGAACUUUCUAUUGCAAAAUAUGCAAGAAUCUAGCAUAGAUGGAAGUCCCAGCAGUCUAUAUUCUGAUGAUGACUCCUUCACAAACCAUGAAUUACUUCAAAGCAUGACUGAGGAAGCAUCAGCUGAAAGCGACCUAGAUAUUUCAAGGGAUACACGAAGCAUUGAUAACUGGACAGACAUGUCCCAGGAUUCCCAUCAUGAGUUGUAUGGAUGGACCAAUUCAGAAAUUUCAGUAAACACAUCAGACCUUACUAUGUCAUCUAGUGGUCAUUCUUCUAUACCAUCAACCACCAGGCUUUUUGAGGAAGUUAUAUAUUCUAGUACAAGAAUCAAAAAUGACAUUUGCAACAUAAAUAUGUUUGAAGGUCUGAAAAAUAAUAGUUUAAAUGUGCAUGCAAGUUCAACUGAGAUUUACAGUCAACCUAACCAUAGGAAUCAAUUCUCUACUGACAGAGUAUUUAUUGAAGAUGAAGAAGGUUGCUCAAGUAGCGGGCUGAACUUAGAAAAUACUCCAGAGACUUUGGACUUUGUUCCAGAAAAGCAUCCUUCACAUCAUCCUUCACCAAUUUGUUUUGAGAAAUAUUACAGGGAAUAUAUGAUAUAUUCACUUCCACAAUUAAAAGUUUUAGAUAAUUUUCCUGUCAAACAUGCUGAGAAGGAGAAAGCAAAAGCAAUAUUUAAGAAAUACUAUGAGAAUGUACCAUACAACAGACAACAAAAAGAGAGUGUUGUCAGUAUUUUGCAAAGGCGUGAAGUGGGGUCCACUGCUUUUUGUCAGAAAUCUUCUCAAAUAAAGCAGCCAUAUUGUCGAGAAAGUCAUCAUUCCUUCUCCAGGUCCCUUUCCGCUGCUAAAGUAAGUUCUGCUUUACAGCCCCAUCUGCAUCCAAUUUCCAAAUUCAGGAGUGGUUCAAGGGAAGAAACUAGGAGUUUCCGUCCACGGCAAUUUGAAUAUCACCCUAGUAGCCCUAGUCUUAUGGUCUUUGGUACGUUGGAUGGGGAACUUGUUGUUAUGAAUCAUGAAAGCGAGAAACUUGUUGGCUAUCUUCCUUCAGCUGGAGCACUUCAUAGCAUUUUAGGGCUUUGCUGGCUUAAGAAGUAUCCAUCCAAGUUCAUUGCUGGCUCCGACAAUGGUUCUUUGCAAAUGUACGAUGUUUGUCAAAUGCGGGCAACAGUUACUGACCAAUAUUGCAGCAUGAAUGCUUCUGUGUACACAUUUGAUGAUUUUGAGCAGUUGACAUCUGUUCAUGUAAAUUCAACUGAUGAAUAUUUUGUUGCGAGUGGAUUCUCAAAGCAUGUAGCUUUGUAUGACAUGGGCAGCGGAAGGCGCCUGCAAAUUUUUGAAGAUCUUCAUAGGGAGCAUAUUAAUGUUGUUAAGUUUGCACACCAUUCCCCCACUAUAUUUGCUACUGCAUCCUUCGAUCAUGAUGUCAAGAUGUGGGACUUAAGGCAAGGACCCUCAAGGCCCUGUUUUUCAGCUUCUAGCUCAAAAGGAAAUGUGAUGGUGUGUUUUUCUCCUGAUGAUCACUAUCUGCUUGCCUCAGCCAUUGACAAUGAGGUUAAGCAGAUAUUAGCUGCAGAUGGAAGGCUUCACAUGUCAUUCAGCAUUUCUUCUACCGGAAGUGGUCAAAAUUAUACUCGAUCAUACUACAUGAAUGGAAGGGACUACAUUAUCUCUGGAAGCUGUGAAGAGAAUGUUGUCCGAAUUUGCUGUGCUCAAACUGGAAGGCGGCUAAGAGAUGUUUCUCUGGAGGAUAGAGGUUCAAGAAAUUCGAUGUUUGUACAGUCUUUGAGGGGUGACCCAUUCAGGGUUUUCAGAAUCAUCCUAAAUCCGGUGGUUCGGGGUGUGCUGAAUUGGACCUACGGGGAAUCAGGAUAGUUUCGACUUGGAAAGCAGAACACACCGGCGCCGAGGAAGAAAGAGAGUGAAAGAGAGGAAGAGAGAGAGAAGGAGAGAGAGAGAGGAAGAUGCCGUCGGAGGUCGACGAUGGCCUGCUGCGAUUGCUGGAGGGCUGCGGAAGCCUCCGUGACUCGGUUCGCCUGAUAGGGCUGUUAAACAAGAGAGAGAGGAGGGAGUGAUUCACCGGAGGAUGGGAUGGUGGAGGGGCUGCUGGAGGUUUUCGAACGGCCACUAUGGCCAGUCGGCGGCAAAAACCAUGCGGAUGGAUUCGCGGCCGUAGAGCAAGGGCAAUUGUCCCUAUUUACGCAUCAGUCUUUUUUUAAAAAUGGAGAUGAACGGUGAAGCCGGCAAAUUAUUUGUCGGCUUCAUUGUUUAAGAGGUUUUUUUAAAAAAAUUAAAAACAGUGAAGUUGGCAAUUGGAUUGCCGGUUUCUUUUUUUCUGAUUUUUUUUUAAAGAAAGCAAAAAUAAUGAAGCUGGCAAAUGGUUUGUUGGCUUCACUUAAGUUUCGAUUUUUUAAAAUAAUCCUGUGAAACGGGGGCGUCGUCCCUGUUUUACGCUUGCGACGCCACGCGUGUGGAUUGCGCCAGCCGACAGCCAUGGUGGCCAGCCGGAUGCCAUCUGGCGGCCCCUCCGACUCCUUCCCCUCCUUUUCUUUCUUCCUCCCUUUCUGUCUUUCUAUUUCUCUCUCUCUCUCUUUUCCUCUUGGUUUCCUUCUUUUUCUUGUUUUGGUUCGUUUGCAUCGGUCUAGUACGGUACGGACCUGUACCGACAGUCGGCACGGGCUCCAGUGCCGAGUCCACAAACCUUGGUUUCAUCCUUUGUGACUGCUGUUACUGUUCUAAUGUUUAUUGUUCCUUGAUUUAAACAGUACUUCUAAAUUUAGUUGUCCUUCCAAUUAUGAAGAAGACCAAUGCAAAGUUGUUAUUUUUGCCUACCACGUUGGUCCAUUUAUUUGUACAAGAACCAUUUAUAUCUGUAGUGACUGAAGAUACAGUUUUGGAGAAUUGUAAUGACCUAAUGAGUGCAUUUACAGGAUCGAAAAGUCCAAUGAAGUUACAACGGCACAUAGCCCCUGAUCAUAUUAUGCUUAAAUGCAUCUCAUGCACAUAUAAAUAAUCAAAAUGACUACCUAUGACCCGUAUAACACAACUACAUAGUUUAUAAUUUAAUUUCUGAAAGAUGGUAGGUUAUUGGUGAACUGGCACUGAAGUGUGUGUGGUAGUGUGGGCCUUCAUGCAGAAGUUUGCAAGCUGCUAGAUAUGCAGGAGCGAGAGAACGUUUGGAUGAAUAUAUUGUGUUGGUCUCAACUGCAAUUUCUUAAGAUAUUGUGUUGGUCAUCAACUGCAAUUUCUUAACAUGAAAACAAAAUGUCUGUUAUUUUAGUUACAAUGCAGUUUUAACAAUAUUUAGGUGAUGUGAUUCUUAAUGACAUGUUUAGGCCAGAUAAGCUGGCAAACUCGAGCAACCCUGCUGAAAUGUCUGUGAUUCUAUGCGGUAGGCUGGUAGUGUGAGUGAGGGUAUUCUACUUGUUGCUCUUUCAAGAGGUGUAGAACCCCUGACUGAGGCACUUAAGCCAGUAAUAGCUUCUCUAACCUAGCCUGAGCUCCCACUAGAAUGAGGUGUGAAAAAACAAGAGUGCUGUAUAGUAUCCAGGACAUCAGCAUAUCCACCCAAACAUAGUACCAAUUAGGACCACUGAAGGGACUCUUCUUUAUUGGAAGAAGCUUCAUAUGACGUUCUACAGAUGCAUGACUUGUGUCCAGAUUGGAGCUAUGACAUGCACCUCAAGUAGAGAUGAUAAUAAGCAUAUGCAUUCAACAAUAUUAACAAGUCAUGAUUUGUAUUUCAAAGAGAUGAGGAUAGUCUUUUAUUGAUGGCAAACUUCUUUUCUCGAGUCCUGGCUUAUCGCUAUGAGGGGGACUCCUGAAGACUGAAAUGGUACAGGGCUUGUUAGAAGUGCUUUUGUGACAGAUUUUCCAUUCUCUGACUGCACAGCCUUGAGGCAUUUUGCUCACUUGGGCAUGUACUUGCCUCUUUGCAACUGCAUCAAAUAGGAAGAUAGCAAACUAAAUUGCAUGCGGUGUGACCUUACUGUAGUAGAACUUUUACCCCUCUUUUCCUUGUUGUUAAUGCGCCUAAUGUAUGUUCC
Molecule: messenger RNA, 5004 nt
Organism: Elaeis guineensis (African oil palm)
Lineage: Eukaryota; Viridiplantae; Streptophyta; Magnoliopsida; Arecales; Arecaceae
Source: RefSeq, a predicted model, not a curated record